UUCCGUCAUGGCCGUGUCGAGUUGGUAAAUAAUCACACAAAAAUAUCUGUUUAGUAUGGACGAAGAAGAAAGAAAAAGAAAAUUGCAAGCGGGAAAAGAGAAGCUUGCAGCUUUUCAAAAGAGAAAAGCAAAAAAGAAAAAGAAGAGAAAAGAUGUUGCAGAAGCAGAUGGAGAAAGCGAAUCUUCCACUGAUCCUUGUGAUCUCUCACUGUCAAGUGACCAGCAUUCCUUUUCCUAUGAAGAUAGCGACCAAAGAUCUAUGACUAGUGGAGAUGAACUUUCUGCAGCUGAUGAUGAAGUAGGGAGGGAAUUUGAGGCUCAAGCUUCUGAACUGAGAAAUGCUGCACUGCGGAUAACAGAAUUAGAAGAGACAGUUCUGGGGAAACAGCUAGCCAUAGACAGCUUGACCAAAGAAAACGAAGCACUGAAAGCGCAGGUUCCAGAAGCUGCAGGUGCUUCAGCAGGUGCCAAAGAAGAUGAAUACAAGAUAACAGUAGAGCAGUACAAUCACAGGAUGCAAGAGUUCCAGGCAGCAAUAGCUCACAGAGACGAGCUGAUCUCUAAGCUUCACACAACUCUGCAGGCCAAGUCCCAGCAAGAGCAAGACUCGUCCCAAGGAGAUUACUCCAACGAGACGUCCCAGUUAGCCAACCAAGUUCACGCACUUCAGAAACAACUUCAGGAGGCUGAUGAAGCCCUGAGGAAUCAAAAAGGAGGAUUUGAGCUCUCGUCCCAGGCAUUACAGGAGGCUAAGAAUCAGGUUCUGACUCUGCAGAAGGCGUUAAAAGAGAAGGAAGACGCCCUGUCGGAGCUAUCUCAAAAGUUUUCUGAAGCCUCACAGGAGAAUCUGACGUUGGGAGAGCAGGUGGAGGCUUUAAAGAAGAAAGAGAAGGAUUCCAAUGCUGUGGUGCGUCAGUUGAUGACUGACGUCGAAGAUAUGCAGAAACAGGGCAAACGGUCAAGCAGUCGGCCAGACAGUCCCAGCAUCUCUCAGACUGACCUCCAGCAGAAAAUGGCUGAGAUGGAGGAACAGCACGGGAUGCAGAUUACUCAGAUUAAGGAGCAGUUGAGAGAACAACAGCGGGAGGAAAAUGAGAAACUGAAUCAGGAACUAAAGCAGCUGACUGAGCAGAACGAAACUCUAACGAAGCAGGCAUCUGAGUGGCAGACUUGGUACCACAGCGUAGUGGAGCAGCUUGGCCAUAUACAGGAAUAUCCGAAACGGCUGAAAUUAUUGGAGGAGGAAAAUUUGUCCUACAAGGCACAGGUUGACGAAGCCAACACAAAGCUUAAGGAGGCUUUGAAAGUUAGGGAAGAUCUGAGCUGCAAGUUGCAAGAGUCAGAAAAAACUAUAGAGAAUCUAUCGAAAACCCUGGAAAAUGCAGGGACCCAAGUGGCAGAAUACGAGCAUAGACUUAAAGAGCAGGAUGCAGAGAUUCAAAAUCUUCACGUAAACCACAAGCAAACAGUAGAGGAACUGAGGCAUCGGCUUGCUCAAACUGAACAGGAAUUCAAACAAAACAAGGAUAUAUAUGAAAGUGAAAUGCAGCAAAUGAAACAAAGACUUUUGGAGCAAGAAAACCAUCAGAAAGCUGGCAUUGAAGCAAGAAUUGUUAACAGUGUGGACACUUCUAAAGUUGAAGCAUCUCUGUAUGGUGGUGAUGUUGAAAAAGAGUUGCAGAGUAAAAUACAGGCUCUUACUGAGGACUUUGAGGCAAAGUUGCGUAGACAAGAGCAAAAUCUAAAUGAGGUUCAUGAGAUACACCUAGAAAGAGCUCGGGUCGAAUGGGAGUAUGACAACAAGAAGGAAAAAGAACAGUUCAUGAAAGACCAGGAAAUUCUUCUCAAACAGAAAAUAGAUGGCAUUCGAUCUGAAAGUGAGCGCAGAUUUGUCCAAGAGCUACAGAAGGCUCGCCUGGAGCUGGAGCGGGUUCAGACGGAGAAGCUGGAGCAGCAGCGACUGGCGUAUCUCCAGCAGCAGUUGCACCAGACCACAGCAGGCUCAUGUGAAGUGGACCACCAUGAGUUGGCCAAAGUGGUGGACAGGCUGCAGAAAGAAAAUAGGGACUUGGCCGAGGCACGAGACGCUCUGCUAAGACAAGUAGACGAGGUCCACCACAUACAGGAAGACCUGCAGGAAGAGGUGCUCACUUUAUCCCAGCAGAGUCAGCAUCUAGGGGAAGAGAAUAUGCAGCUGUCUCAAGAAAUAGAGCGCUUUGGCAUAGAAGCAAGCGUAGAGUCUGCCUCGGAACAUGGCGUGGAAGAAUGGCGGGUAAAAUAUAACUCCCUUAUUGAAGAAAAUGCUUAUCUGCGUGCAAACCUGCAGAGGCAGGCCUCAAGAGACAGUAAUGGUGACGACGGGCAUGACUUGAUCGAUUUGAAAGUGAAAUACGAAGCCUUGUUGUUGGAAAAGGAGAAACUUCAACAACGUUUACAAGUUCAAGGUCAUUCCAGGUCAAGGUCAGGUAGCCCUGCAAGCGUUGGUUCCCACAGUGAGGCUGUUGCAGCAGACUGGAAUCAUCGCUAUGAAGAACUGCAACACCAGAUGGAGCUGCAGUCACAGGAGUGGGAGACGCGGUGCCAACAGCUGCAAGAGGAGAACCAGGCCCUGGCAACCGAGAUAGAAGUGCAGAAAAACACUUACACUUUUGCUGAGAAGAACUUUGAGGACAAUUACUCCAGACUGGAGGAGGAGAAUAACCGUCUGCAUCAAAGAUGUCGAGAGUUAGAUGAGCGCAUGGCUGGUGAUGUCGGUUAUGGUGGCUUUGCCGAGGAGGACGGCUUGCAGGGUGAAUUGGAAGUACUGCGAAAACAGAAUGUUCAUCUGGAAGAGAGCAUCAUGAAUCUUAGAAACACACUUGACCAAGAAAAGUGUGACAUGGAACAGGAACUACUGACUGCAAAUAUGAAAUAUGAGAACAUGGCGCUGGAGAAUGAGAGCCUUAAACAGGAAGUGAAUAGCUUAAGAACUACCAGCGGGUCUGUCGAUGAGAUCUCAUCUUUACAGAAGUACAUCAUGGACUUGGAAAAUAGGCUUUUGCUGGCCGAAAGAGAGAAAUUGGACAUAGAAUCGCAUCAACAAAGCCAGUUGACAAUUCAAGAAACAGCUAGCAGUAGAGUAGAUGCUGCUGCUGUGUUGCAGGAUGAAAAGAUGCAGUACGAGGCCAGGGUGAGGGAAUUGACUGCUAACUGUGAGCAUUACAAGUCCAAGGUGGACGAGUUAGAAGACGAAGUGCUCGCCUCUAACAUAAAAUGUGAUGAGUUGAUCAGAGAACUGCAGGACGCCAAGGAACAAAUAGAGUCAGUGCAGGGCGUAGAUGUUUCUUUGAGAAAUGAAAUGGCUGAGAUGCAAGAGAAAUUGCUGCAAGUUUCGGAAAAAUUGGAAGCCACUGAGAAGGAUCUGCAAGAAGAAAGGAACAAAUAUCAACAACUUGAAGAGGAACACCGGAAAAAACAAACGGAAAACAAUGCAAUGGAGUCUGCUAACAUUUCACAACAAUUAGCAGAAUUGAGACAAAUUAAUUUGAAACUAGAGAAGGAAAAGGAAGAGUUGGCAACUAAAUUGAACCAAGAGGCUAAAACUGUGGCUAUGUUGCGGGAGCAGCUCUCCACUGCAGAUUCUGUUUCAGCAGAAGUCCAGAGCGUAUUUGGGCAGCAGUUGUCUGAAUUGCAGUCGCAGAAAGACGAACUUUCACGUAAAUUGGAGGAACAUAAGCUUAGAGACCAAAGAAUGACAGAAAUAAUUAAGGAAAGGGAUGCACUUGAGCAAAACUUGCAGCAAGAGAAGCAUGCUCUGGCUUUGAAAUUGCAGGAAAAAGAGAACUUAGAGAUUGAACUUUUAAGGGAAAAGACGCAUCUUGAGCAAAAGAUCAGAGAGCAGCAACGUUUGGAAGAAUUCAUAGACGAAAAAGAUCUCUCAGAAAGAGAGCUUCUGGAGCAGAAGCAACUUCUAGAGGGAGACUUGGUCAGAUUAGAGCAGGAACUGAAAGAAAAGGAAAAACUCCUGGCAAAUGAGAAAGCUCAGCUAUUGAAGGAAAUCCAACUUAAAGAUGACACAGUCCAAAAAUGGGAGUCAAAAUAUCACGAGUUAGAAAAGGUGACAGUCGCUAAUGAGAAGGUUCUCAAAUCUAAUUUUUCUCAAGAGUUGAAAGCAGUUCAGAGCGACCUGGAGGAGAAAAAUCUGAAGACUCUGCAGGCGGUGAAGUUACAAGUCGAGAUGGAAUACAGGGAGGCCAUGACAAGGCUGCGACAAGAACUCGCUGAGGACGCCGCGGCAAGAGAAGCCAAGCUGCUGCAAGAACAUGUGGCUAAGCUGUCCUCCGUUGAAACAAAGCAUAGCAAAAAGUUGGAGGCCCUGAAGCAGCAGUAUGAAGAGCAGCUGGAGAAUGUUAAGAUGCAGCUGGAACAGCAGCGCCUUGAACAGCUGGGGACGGUGAAGGAGGUGCACGAACGGCAACGAGAGCGAGAACUGUCCGAGCUGCAACAGAAGCAUUCUGAGGAAAUUGGUGCUAUGGCGGGCCAGCUGGACGCCACCCAUCAGGAGAUCUUUGAGAAGAUGAGGAGAAAGAUGGAGGAGAACCACCAGCAGGAUGUGGAAGAAAUAAAAAAGGACCACCAGGCUGAGAUGAAGCUCCAGCUGGAGGCCCUAAAGUUCACCACUGAGCAGAUCUACAGCAGCCACCUGCAGCUGGUCAAGGCUGAGAAGGAGGCCGAGAUGACCAGGGCGCUGGACAGUCUGAGGGACACAAUGACCAAAGAACACAAGGAACACAUCAACAACUUGCAGUCGUCAUGGGAACAGAAACUAGAGGAGAUGGACAGGCAGCAUCAGCAGGAUCUGGCAGCUAAAACAGCAUCUUUAGAAGAGGAGUCAAAAUUAAUGUUCGAAAAUCUGAAGGCAGAGCACCAGCAAGCCUUGGAGAACCUGAAAUUAGAGUACCAGCAGGGCUACAGCAAAGAAGUGGAGCGGAUGCAGCAGCAGCAACUCCAAGACCGAGGCUCUGUGGAGGAGUACCAGGCAGAUAUGAACACAUUACUACAAGAGAAGGAGAUGCUGGUGAAACAAGCUGAAGAAAUGAGGCAAAACCUCCAGAGAAUCCACGAAGAAGAAAUGUCUUCCCUAAAGAGCGCCAUGGAGGCAGAGUACAACAAGCUGUGGGAGGCCAAGGAGGAGCUUGAGCGCCAUCUGGUGACCAAAGAACAAGAACAUCAACAGAAUGUGAUCCAGCUACAGGCACAGCUACAGCAAGCUACAGAAGCAGUUAAAAAAGAAGAAGAGAAAGCCAAAGCAGAACUGAUGGAGAACCAUAAUAAAGAAAUGGCAGACUUGAGAGCCUAUUUUGAAAAGCAUGUCAAUGACAUAGAGGCAGGCUAUGUGGAAGAAAUCACACAGGUCAAGUCAAAAUAUGAAGACAGUAUUGCAGACCUCAAAAGUCUGUUAGAAGUCAAAUCGCGCCCCAGCUCGGCAAGCAUCGAACGCCAGGACUCGGCUGACAAAUCCAGCGAGGCAGAGAUCCGUCUAGCUCGGGAACGGGACUAUUUCAAACAGAGCACUAUGUUGACUGUGUUGUCUGAUGUGGACAGCACUCCUCCCACCUCCCCGCGUGGCGAGACCGAAGACCAAACCAAGGUCGCUGACCUCGAGAGACAAAUCGAGCUCUUGAAGGAACAGCUGGACACUGAAAAGAGGACGCUUGAAAACCAACAUAUUUCUGAGAUGGAAAAUCUCAAAUCUCAGUUUGAAUUUAAAGCGGAAUUGGACCUUAAAAAUGCAAAGGAUGAGGCAGAAGCAAAAUAUGCCAAAGAAUUGGAGGCUGUUAAUCUGCAGCAUAUACAGGCCCUCGAAGAAAUGAAGGCUAAAUACAGUGAGGACCUGACCAAAGAGGCGAUGAAAAUCAGACUGGAGGCUGUCGCUGAGGCAGAGAAGCAGCUGCAGCAGGAGAAGGAAGACAUCCAGUCUGAAUUAGAGCACAAUCACAAGGAAUCUUUGGAGGCCUUGAGACAGGAAUUGGAACACGAGAGAAAGGUGGAGGUCGAAACUCUGCAAUCCGACUUUGCUGCGCAGCAACUGGUGGAACUGAAACGGUGUCAGGCAGAAAUGACGGAGAAGUUUGAUAAAGAGAAGGAAGAUCUUGUCGCUGAGCUUGAAGAAAGGUUGAAAAAUAGAAUCAAUGAGGAUGAUGUAAAAUUAAAGGAGGUUGUUGAGAAAUUGGAAAAAGAACAUAAAAAUGAACUGGAACAGUUGUCUGCCAAGUAUAGUCAGUUAGAAAAAGAGUAUGGUGAAACGGUGGAACAACUGCAGUCAGCACAAGAUAUGUUGAACUCUGAAAAGGUCAAAGUUGAAGAGUUUAACAAACAGCUGCAGGAUGUACAAGAUGAAAUGAAAACCUUCAGAGAAGGAGUGGAGAAGGGUGAGUGUCCCGAAGUUGAGGAGAGGUUCCAGAGGGAGCUAGAGCUGACCAAGACCACAUUACAGCAGGAGUUUGACCAGUUGACCAGUACCUUACAGGCACAGACAGCCAAGGAGCUGCAGCAAGAACAGGAAAAAUUCAUGAACCAGCAUCAGAACAUGAUGGACCAGUUCAUUCAGGAGAGGGAGAAAGAAGUGGAAGAAAUCAAAGAACAACAUUCCAGAAAACUGCAAGAUACCAAUGCAGACCACCAGAGGGCGCUGGAGGUUCUGAAAUCUGAACACCAGAUGGAGCUGCAAAAGAUUCAAGAGGAGCAUGCUGCAGAGAUUGGACAACUGAAAGAAAAGAAGUCAGAAAGGGAUUCUGAAGAGGUUGAUAGGUUGCAGGAGUUGCAGGCCUUGAAAGAAGAGUUUGACCAGAUGCAGAAGAAGCACAGUGACAUCAUAAGCACACUGGAACAACAGCACCUUGAGGCAAUGGAACAGUUGAAAAUCCAAAUUAAAGAAGAGCUGAUCUCAGACCACAUGAAGAAGUUUGAAGAGAUGACGGCAGAGUUAGAGCAGAGCCACCAGACUGAGGUGGAUGAAGUGAGAGAGAAGUUAGCACAGGAAUAUCAAGGCAUGGACUACUAA
This is a messenger RNA of Lingula anatina, 7042 nucleotides long. RefSeq lists its product as uncharacterized. Gene Ontology annotation, biological process: signal transduction. The record is from RefSeq and is a predicted model, not a curated record. Gene Ontology annotation, molecular function: molecular adaptor activity. NCBI's taxonomy places the organism in Eukaryota, Metazoa, Brachiopoda, Lingulata, Lingulida, Lingulidae.